AUGAUUGCUUGGGGUGGGACGCGCACCGAGGGGACGGCGCUGGGCUUGCAAAUCGUAAAAUUGCAUGAUAUCAUAGGUGGGUUUGACCGGUGCGCGUCCGUCUCCCUGUCCGGCUGCAUCAAGAGAUGCGAGCGGGAGGACUGGGUUACGGAGCCAGUAUCGUGCGACUUGACGUCGCCCGGCUCUGAUCGGGGCGCCUUGCCUCCUUUUGUGGCCGGUGCCGCAUGCUCAGAGCCAGGUAUCUCGGUGUUCCCUGGAGAUUGUCCUCCGGUUAUUAGUUCCCCCGUGAGCCUUUGCGCAGGCCAGGUGGUCCGUGGCUGUCGGGCACGCCGAGGUUUUGCUCCGCAAAGGAGUGACCCGCAGGCUGGCUCAAUCACUUGGUUCCUCGGGGACUGCUUCGCGUAUCUGGACCACCCCCGCAAACUGACGGGGCGGGUUAAAACCCCUGCCGAUGCUCGGCUUGCUCGCCAAGCCAUGGACGACCUCAUGAUCGGCGCCCUCGGGUUUAGGAAGUCGGGCAGGGCGAGACCCAUCGGCCGUGUCCUGAGCGUCCAGUGUCAUGUUGCCUGGGCAAAGCUGCUCAACUUCAACCCCGUUCCCCCAGCCUGA
This is a messenger RNA of Gaeumannomyces tritici R3-111a-1, 609 nucleotides long. RefSeq lists its product as hypothetical. Lineage: Eukaryota; Fungi; Ascomycota; Sordariomycetes; Magnaporthales; Magnaporthaceae. The record is from RefSeq and is a predicted model, not a curated record. The coding region runs from base 1 to 609 and encodes 202 amino acids. The transcript has 2 exons.